UGCUGCCUGUGGCUGAGUAGAAGACAGAAAACUGGAAUUCAAACAUCUCUGGGAUCUUGUUUUAUUUCUCUUCAUUCUGCUUUAAGAAGAUGAGCAUUGAAACCACAACCCUGAUAUCCUUGAAGGAGGCAAUGAAAAGGUUUUUAAGGGCCACAGGGAGGGAGCAAGCAUGGGUGUGUUAUUCUAAGAAGACGGGAAAGAGAAGGAUGAAGACUAGAAAUAAGUAAAGAACUAUACAGACUUGUCUCUGCUAAAACGGCUUCAGUCUUCCAGGCGUAAGCCAUAAUUAAUUUCAUAAUAAAAAAAAAACCCUACUCCUGGAUGCUGUAAGCCCAUGUAAUUUGUGUGUAUGUGUCUAAAUUUACAAAAUUAAGUGAAAUUCGGCCGCUGCCCUUCAGGAACUCACAGCUUGUAUAAAUGGUAGACAUAUUUAAAAUCACAAGUUAAAGCAAGUGAUCUAGGAAGGACAUGCUCCUAAAUGGCUGUGGAAUGUGAAGAUCAAUCAAUUUAGUCUUUGACCUUAGGAAAAGGAACCCUUUGCUAGAUGGACACUUAAGCUGGAUCUGCAAGGGUUGGUGGGCUUUGAAAGAGAGAAAGAAAUGGAAAUGAAUUCUAGAUAGAGGAAACAGCACUGGGAAACCAGAUGGCAGCUUGUGAUUGUAUAUGGAUGACUAGCGGGUCUGAGAGGACUGGUAAAAGAUGGGCGCAAAGGGAAAACAGCUCUGUGUGUCCUGAUGAGGAGUUCCAACUUGGCUCUGAGAUACUACGAACAAGUCAUGAUGGCCCAGAAGGCACAUAACCACAGUAGACCACAAACUCCAAGCUUUGCAAACACAAUUCAAAGACCUGGACCUCACCAUGGAUAAUCUGACACAGAAAUUUGAACAUCAUAAUAAAACUCUGGCAAACCAAGCAGCCCAAGAUGAGAUGUGGACAGCAGUACUGGCACUUAAGUUCACUUCAAUGGAAUUCAGUAUUUUAUACAGCUAUGUCAUUGAAGUACUUAUCCAUCUACACACUCACGUGCUCGAGAAGCUGCCUGACCUGGUGAGGAGUCUUCCCACUUUAGCCUCUGUUCUCAGGCGGAAAGUCAAGAACAAGCGCGUUAGAGUUGUGUGGCAGUCUGUCCUGGAAGAGGAUGGGCUAGAAGAAGGAGAUGUCACAGCGCUUUGCACCUUCUUUAUCGUCCACGGGAGCAAGGCAGAACACUACGCCGCUAAAGUGAGGCAGAUGUACAUCAAAGAUGUCUCACUCUUGAUCACCAACAUGGUGAAGAACCAGGCUCUACGGGAUGCUUUGUUGAAGGCUGUUCAGGUCAUUGAAAAGGGAAAAGCAGGGAGGAGCUCUGAAGAGCAAAAGCCAUCCAUCAAAGAGCUCAUACUGUCAGUCAAAAGCUAACCUGGAGCCAGCAGGUGGCAUCUC
Molecule: messenger RNA, 1422 nt
Organism: Ochotona princeps (American pika)
Lineage: Eukaryota; Metazoa; Chordata; Mammalia; Lagomorpha; Ochotonidae
Gene: SMCO1
Product: single-pass membrane protein with coiled-coil domains 1
Exons: 3
Coding region: 859-1398 (179 amino acids)
Source: RefSeq, a predicted model, not a curated record